Xyrichtys novacula (pearly razorfish) is the source of this 10602-nucleotide messenger RNA. The record is from the annotation of a GenBank genome assembly. Lineage: Eukaryota; Metazoa; Chordata; Actinopteri; Labriformes; Labridae.
GCAGAGCUUGCUGUCAACAGUCAAGGUAAGACCACAGAGUUUCUGAAACAAAGAGUUUAAUUUUCCUUUAAAAUCAAAUUAUUCUAUUUGUUAACUCAGUAUUAUCUGAUUUCAGUUAAAAUACUGAACAAUGGUUACUGACUGAUUCUUUUGUUUAUAUCAGUUUUGGUGUCCACGUUGUCAAACCCUUCUCUGUAGAUGGCUAAGCUUUGGCCUCUCUUGCUCCUGUGCUGGGCAUGGAGUCCUCUGUGUGUGCCGUCCAGUAUCAGCUUCACUGGUACUCCUCAGGAGUGUGAAAAGGCUCACUUUGUGCCUGGCUACAACCUGGGAGGAGAAGGUUUUGACAUUGUCACAAUGGAGCGGAAAGGGGCCUAUGUAAUUGAUACUGACUCCUGGAAGCUCGGCAAUGGCACCUGCAAGCUUUACAGAAACUCCUACAUGGAGGGUGAAAUCCAGAAGGUCCCGGCUGCAGUGGAGGACUGGAGAGUCCUUCCCAAGUGCAGUUCAAAAAUCUCCAGUACAGUCUAUGACUCGGUUGAAACCCUUGUCAAUGCGUCCACAUCGUCUGUGUCCAAUGACUGGAAAAUCGGCCUUGAGAUCCCUGUGCCUAGUUCUGCCACUCUUGGGGUUGGCUUUGGAGGUUCCCACUCCAGAGAAUCUACCUUUGCCAUGGAGAAGUCCAAAAGAGACCACUACACCUUCAUGAGGCACUCAGUCCACUGUAGCUUCUACCGGUGAGUACGCAGUCAGAUUUUUUAACCAUCCUGUCACAAACUCUGCAUGUCUCUGUGUACUUCACUGUUUUUAAGCCAUCACAACUUUGAGAUAGCCAUCCAUGCUCUAAUCAGUUCAAGAUCAAACUGUUGUAAUGCACUUUAUGUUGGCAUCUCCCAAUCAUGUCUUAGUUGCCUUGUAUAGUUAACUUGUAUAAAAUGCUGCUGCCCGUCUUUUAACAACAAACACUAACAGACAUGAGCACAUCACUCCUGUCCUUAGCUCCCUUCAUUGACUUCCCGUCUCUUACAGGAUUAAUUUUAAACUUUCAAUGUUUGUUUUUAAAGCUUUUAAUGGCCUCGUCCCCAUUUAACUGAGCUUUUAACUAAGCCUGGUAGAGCUUUGAGGUUGUCAAACUAACUUCUGCUGGAAGUGCCCAGAUCAAAAUACAAACACUGGGGUGACCGAGCCUUUUCAGUUGCUAGUCCGAGGCUCUGGAAUUAGCUCCCCACCGAAAUGGCACUUAUUUCUGACCUGGGCCUUUUCGAAUCUCCACUGAAAACGUAUUUAUUUAUGCAGGCUUUUAAAACCCAGAACGGUGGUGACACUUUUACUUUAUUUUAUUGCGUUGUAUUUUAUUCUUUUUUAUUUUAUUGCUUUAAUUGUUUUUAUAGCUUUUUAUUGUUUUUAUUUAUUCAUUUAAUUUACUAUGUAUUGUAAAGCACUCUGGUUUACCGAACGGGUUGUUGUAAAGGGAUGUAUAAAUAAAGAACAUAACCAUUUACAUUUAAUAUAAGGCUGUGAUAGACUGAGACUAAUGUUGCAUUUCUCAUGCUUCGUAGAUACAGAAUGAAAACCAAUCCGUCUUUGAGUCCUGACUUUCAAUCAGCAGUGAGCUCCCUUCCUCCAUAUUCAUCCAAAACAGUCCUGACGUAUCGCAGAGCCAUCGACACCUAUGGUACACAUUACAUCACACAGGUGUAUCUGGGAGGGGAAAUAAAAGCAACCACUUCAGUCAGGACCUGCGAGUCAUCCGUUAAUGGACUUUCCACAACCGAAGUCAGUGACUGUUUGUCAGUUGAGGCCUCAGCCAGCUUUGCAAGCACUGCCAGCAUCAAGGCUAUGACCAAGCACUGUGAUGCAAAAAAGAAGAAGUUAGGCCAUGGUCAGAGUUUUAGCAGUACAUUUAGUGAGCGCAGCACUGAGGUCACUGGAGGAGAUAUUACUGAAGUUAAUGUCCUCUUUGAAGGGCAGGCCAACCCUACUGUCUAUAACAACUGGCUCCGUUCACUGAAAUACACACCUGAUGUGAUUCAAUACAAAAUCCAGCCCCUCCACACCAUCCUGCCAACAAGUCAUCCUGCCAGGGCCGGACUCAAGCGAGAGGUGGAGCAGUACAUCAAGAGAAAUGCAGUGCUGAAAAAAUGCUCAGAAACCUGUAAGAUCGGACACCAAUCUGCCAAAAGGGAUCCUUGUGCUUGUGUUUGCAACAGUAAUCAGCACAUCAAUGCCAACUGCUGUCCUACAGGAAAAGGUCUGGCCACACUGAAAGUGUUUGGGCUCUAUGCACGAGGUUUGUAUGGUGAUAAGUGGACCAAGACAGAUGGUUCAGUGGAGGUGAAGUAUGACCAUCAGAUCAAGCGUACUGUCAUCAUCAGUAACAACGACAACCCAAAAUGGCCGGAGAAGUUUCUAUUUGGACAAAUCACCAUCAACAUGAAAAACAGACUGACGUUCAGUGUGUAUGAUGAGGACACACGCUGGAACAGUGAUCGUCUUGGCACAUGUUCAUUUAUUCUGCGUGGUGGAAGCGUAAGUGACUCCUGUAUGUUCAGUCAUGGUACCUUCUUCUUCUCCUACAUAGUGGAGUGUGCAGUUGGUCUUGGUGGUGACCAGUGUCAGGAGUACAAGCCCGCCCCUAUGAGUGAAUCUCUGGCCAAGGUUUUCUACACCAGAAACGGGGUCCUUAGUGGAGAGGUGGGAAUGAAAAUGGAGGCCAGUGAAUCAGUCAUUCAGGUUGAGGUCAACUGAUUUCAUAAUUAUGUCGUUUUAGUGAAAAUGAUCUUUCCUUUUUUUUUUUUUUGUGAGAGUGACUUCAUCUUAAAACAGCAAUACAUUUUCAUUCAGUUCCUUCCACCAUUCAUCACACAUGGUCAAUCAUAACAUUUGCUCUGACACACUUUGUUCUGCUUUUGUCCUCUUUGCUACAAAGUCUGCAAAUAAAGCAUCGCCAAAGACAACACAACUGUCUGUCAGAUUUUAUUCUGUAGUUAUAUUCUGCUUGGAAAUUGUCAAUACAAAAUGUGUCAUGCUUUUCCCUUCUCUUACGUUGAAAUGCAAUAAAACCUACAGGUAGUCUGAUCAUAGUGUAAACCUUAUCUCCUGUGUGGCAACUUAUUUUGCAGUCAAGCCAACUUUAAAUAAAGGAUGCCCCCCCCCCCCCCCCCAAAAAAAAAAGGGGGGGGGGGGGCAGAAAAAUUAUGAUAAAAUGCUGCAGUGCAAUUUAAAAAUAUAAUUUGACUAUCAUGUUAUAACGGUGAUGCUGUUAUAUCUUAAAUAAAUGCAGGAGGGAUGAAAUGUAUUACAAUCAUGUUAAAUGGCAGACAAUAUCAAGUAACCUGUUAUUAUUUCUAAAGGGAUCUAUUCAAAUCGCUAGUCCACCAAAAAUAAUAGCACUGUUGAUCUGAAAUGUUAAAAAAGAGGUGAGGCACAUUCGUUAUCUAAUUUACUAUUUGCAAACUUGUUGUAAUAAUGUUUCUUUGAAAAACAUAUGAAAUUAAUGUGACUGUUAAACCUGAAUGUGAAAUGUGAAUUCUAAAUAAUAAAUGUUAAAUUUUAGAGUUUUAAGUAUAAUAUGUAAUGUUAGGUUCGAAUGCACAAAAUGAAUCCGGAUGUUAAAUGUUAAACAUUAAUUCAAUGUUAAAGUUCAGUGCCAUUAUUUAGAGGCAGUACUUUCCUUUAAGACACAUAUGUCAGAGUCAAGGCCCGCGGGCCACAUCCGGCCCGCGAGAAGGUUUUUUACGGCCCCUGGGAUGAUCUUGAUUUAUUAUUAGAACCGGUCCGCAGACCGCAGCAAGCCGGCAGCCCGCAGAUCUUUUACACGCACCAAUACUACAUUUCCCACAAUGCAACGGUGACGCACCGAGCAGUAGGCUGCUUCAUUUCAAUAUUUAUUAGCACAGCAGUCGUCAGCAUAACAGUAAAAUUAACUUUCAGAUACCCAUCAAAAAUGGCAAAACGGAAGGUGGACACUGAGAACCGGGGGUUUCAAACAAGGUGGGAGUCUGAGUAUAUGUUCACGGAGGUAGCUGGAAAACCUGUGUGUCUUCUGUGUGGAGAAAGUGUGGCGGUACUGAAAGAGUAUAAUCUGAGACGACAUUAUGAAACGAAACACGCGGACAAAAACAAAAUUAUAUUUUGAAAAUAAUUCAGUUAAGUGGAUGAUAGAAAAUUGCUAUUAUUUUUUUCUUUGAAGUAAAUUUAGCCCACUUUUGCUAAAAUAGAAAAUAUAGGCUACUGAUGGUGCCUUGAAUAAUACCGGUUUCUUUCAUUUAAUGUUCAUGUUAUGGGGAUUUUUAUAUAAAGGAAAUUUGUCUUUUGUGUCUGUUGAAAAUUAAAGAUUACUGACAGAGCCAGAAGAAAAUAUUGCUUUAUUUAUCUGAUCAUAUUGGAAUAUAUUUGUUAGGUUUUCAGUAGGUUCAAUUAGGUUCACUAGACUAUAUGCGUCAUUUAAAAAAUUUUCAAUGAACAUUCCAUCAGUCCGGCCCUCGGCUUGUAGCUAAAUUUUUUAUUUGGCCCUCCGUCCAUUUGACUUUGACACCCCUGCUUUAAGAAAACCUGUUGGGAAAUUACUGUUUAAGAGGCGUUUACAACAAUGGCUCUUUUCAUGUCAGUGGUUGCUGUCGUAACCUUCCUCCUGCGUUAGCUUUUACUACGCACCCGCUAUGUUAAGGGCUGGUUUCGACCCGUGUCUUAAAUCAGCUACAAGUUACACUAAAAACAUUUCUCUAUCAUCCAGUUUGGUUCUAAUCUCAAGGUUACCUUGUUAGGCUUCAUUAUCGAUGAAAUAUUGCUUAUAAUAUUAUUUGUUGUGGGUCUCUGGGCCUUCCUUUGUCAGUAUACCCUUAUAUUGAUAUCUUUACUGAAUUGAUCUCACAUGUCUGGACAUGCCCAACGUUGUUUUUUGCACAGGGAAAAUAUAGCAAAAUGAGAGUUUACUAAAUCUCACAUGAUUGGAAGAGGAUCUGACUGUCAGUGUGGUGCCUGGCAGUGCACAUAUGAUUUUAGCUUUGGCUCUCAUUAUUGGAUAUUAAUCUAACCGGGUCAACAGCGACUCUAACAUGACAAGUGCCAUAAUUUUAAUAAGAGCAUUUUAUAAUUUAGUCAAUUUAAUUUUUAAAAUUUUUACUCUGUAGAAAUAGAGGUUCCCGACAAAGUCAAAACCUCUUGAUGCAAAAUAGCUAAUUUAAGUGGAUCUGUUAAGCAUUUAAAUCAAAAACGGGUUGGUGCAGAUCCUAACACACGAGGAGGGUUAAGUCUGCAAAAGCUAUCUGCUAAAGCACUUAAAGAUGCAAUGUUGGAUUUGACAGGUCUCUGAUGUUUUGGGGUAUCUGAGCUCAUCUUAUUGAAUGAUUAAACUUCAGCCCAGAUAUGUCUCUUUCAUCAGCUUAAGGCUGUGGGACAAGCAAACACAGAGUAUAGAAAUGUGUGAAUUAAAACCAGUUCAAUGUGUCCAUAGCAGGGUUUUCUGCAACACCUAAGCAGAAGUGCAUCGGGUUUGUGUGGCCUCAGACAGACACCCUGUCAUAUAUCACCAAAUUUUGGUUGACUUGUGUGGCAGAAGUGUGAAACGUUCAAGCAAACUAAGAGUCAGUGCUUCCUUUAAACCUCUUUACACAGACCUCAAAUAUUGGUUUGAUUAGUGAUUUGCAUAUUUGUGAUGCACUUCCAUACAUUGUGGGGCUGCUGUGACUAAAUGGUAGUUGGGCAUCUCUUAAUCAUAAAGUCAGCAGUUCAGUCCCAGUUGAUUUAAUUCUCAUGCUGAAAUGCCCAUGGACAAAACACUGAACCCCAUAUUGCUCCCAGGGACACAGCCAGCAGUCCUCAUGAAUGAAAUUAGUUAAAACUGAAAGGCACUUUAUCAGUUGACACAAACCCAGAUAUUUCUGACAUGUUGUUUUCCUUUAGUAUUACCAAAGCAGCUCAUACUGACAGCUGACAAGUUUUAGUUAACACCACUGUCACAUCUUUUGAUGGCAAGAGGACAACCACAUCAGAGAGGGGCAAUCUAAUACAACAGUUUAUUAGCAUACCAGAACAUUGCUAAACACAAAGACCCAAAGUUCAGAUCAAUAGACAGUGUACAAUACAUUUAUCACCCAUCAUGUCUGUUAUUAGCACCUCUUUUGGAAUCUUGGAGAAGUCUUACAAAAAUAGCCUAAAAGAGGUCAAACUAGAUGUUGCCUGACCACACUGUGAACUCCCUGUUUUUCAUGAGAUGUUUCCUCAAUGUACAGUUGUUUGCACAAUUCAAUUCUGUAUGCUUUCUUAAAACCAAAGGGGACCUUUAGACUGAAUUCAACCCUGGGUUAAAGCACAUCAGCUGAUCUCCAAGCACAUUUUUUCUUGAGGCACCACUGAAACAAGUAUGUACUAGCAUGCAGGAAAUAAAUAGGGAGCUUUUUGAGCUGCAAAUUAUAUAAACUACAUCAUAUGUGUCCCAGAUUGACAUAAUAGGAAUGGGAAAUUAUAAUGAGACAUUUUUACUGUUGAAUACAAUGCAGUUUGACAUGAAGCAACCAGACAUAGUUUGACAAGUAUAUUACAGGUUAAGAUAGGAUAUAAUUUGAGACCAUACUUAAAGGAAACCAAAAAAUAGAAUUAGGUAUGAGUUGAUCACACAAGACGUGACACUUGAGAAUACAGAGAGUCGCUAAAUCUGGUUGUUACUGAGCUGCAGUAUGAUAUACUACAGUGUAUUGUAUGAAACAAUAGAAAUCCCUUUUCUCCUGUUGUGUUCUUCUACUGUAAUUUCUACUGAUACAGAUGUAUUUAUAUACGUCCUGAGCCACUAUAAUGUUGUUACAACACUGUUCAGUGCUGCUUUAGCCUAUCUGCAGCAUCACACUCCUUAUUUAUUUUCCUGGUUUGCAGCUGGUAUCACUUUUUAGUCUGCAUGAAAAAGUAAAUAGCAACACAGUAAAAGCACCUGAUGGUCAAUAAAGACAAGGCAAACCUUGGUUUCAUGUUAAUUCAUGACCAGAAGAAUAUACAUAUAACAUGGGUUUACUCUCAUACCAAUAGACAAACUUUUGUUACUGUGUUAUAAGCAUUCAAAAGCUGCUUUUCAAGAUGGCAUAAAGGUUCUUAGUUGCAUGAUACUGAAAUUCAGUAACAGUACAAAGGAAGUUUGUAAAAGCCACAGCAGUGACUUCAUUUCCUCCAGAGGCUUAGCAGCUUUAGUGUGUGUGCUUGAGUCCUCACACUAUUCUCCAGCUCCAUGAAACACUUAGUUGUCACCUUUUCUGUCAGGAAACAGUUUGGUGAGCUCUCAACAAAUGAUGAGAACAGAGUGCAACAUGCAGCAUUACUUGCAUGAUUGUUUUUAUGCUGAACUGCUUGACCUGUAUAGAAGUAACUAGCAGCGGAAGUUUAAUCAUACAGCACAUUUAAAACAGCAAUCAAAGAAAUGAUCCAAAGAUGAGGAUUAGACAUAAUUUUGAGGUGUUCCAUCUUUUCUUUCGACUUCUAGUAGCUGAUUAUGGUUUUAGAGACAAUUUAACAUAUUCUGGAUAUCCUGUAAUGGUUUUAACCAUUUCACCAUGUUUUUGUUCCCACUUGUCAAAAUGCUCCGUAUGUUUACUUUCCUAUAAUACACAAGCCAGAGCCAAAGGUCCUAACCUUUUGACCACCAAAAACAGAAGAUUUAUUGCUGACUUGCAAAAGCAUUAUGUCUCUGUCUCUGUCUAAGGCUCAGAAUCAAACUAAAGACAGUGGCACCAUCUUGUGGACAAACAAAUGGCGCCAGGGAUAAAAUAGAUUCAUUGAUGAAAAUAAGAGUUGGAAGGAAAAUGAAGCACACUAAAAACAGAUAGAGCUUUAAUGUUGUACAUUUCCAAAGCAGAGUGGAUGACAAUACAUAUUUUAGACCUAGGGUGAUGUUCUCCAGCCACCUUCAGACCAGAUUGUCUACAACAAGGUUAAAGUAAUAUCAGACAACAAGCUGAGAUGAUACUAGAGAAUAGAAAUAUUUACAGAAAAGAUUGUCAGAGUUAUCAUGACACUGGACUCAUGAUUAUCAAAUAUUGUACUGUUCUUGUGAGGGUGAAAAUACAACACAUUAAAAGGGUAAUUUAAAAUUACAGUGUCAUCAUGUAUUAUGUAAAUUGUGUGCAGAGGGAAAUUUAUUUGAAAUAUAGUAUACUUAGUAUGCACAAGAUGUCAAUUGAAAACACCAGGUUCCCCCGUUGUGUUCUCAUCUUAACCAGCAGAGUGAAGGUUAAACAUAAAAAGUGUCAGAAUUAUGCUAGACCCCACCCCCACAUUAACACAAUAUCAAGAGCCAGUUACUGAUGCUUCUGGGCAGAGCUUGCUGUCAACGGUCAAGGUAAGACCACAGAGUUUUCUGAAACAAAGAGUUUAAUUUUCCUUUAAAAUCAAAUUAUUCCAUUUGUUAGCUCAGUAUUAUCUGAUUUCAGUUAAAAUACUGAACAAUGGUUACUGACUGAUUCUUUUGUUUAUAUCAGUUUUGGUGUCCACGUUGUCAAACCCUUCUCUGUAGAUGGCUAAGCUUUGGCUUCUCUUGCUCCUGUGCUGGGCAUGGAGUCCUCUGUGUGUGCCGUCCAGUAUCAGCUUCACUGGUACUCCUCAGGAGUGUGAAAAGGCUCACUUUGUGCCUGGCUACAACCUGGGAGGAGAAGGUUUUGACAUUGUCACAAUGGAGCGGAAAGGGGCCUAUGUAAUUGAUACUGAUUCCUGGAAGCUCGGCAAUGGCACCUGCAAGCUUUACAGAAACUCCUACAUGAAGGGUGAAAUCCAGAAGGUCCCGGCUGCAGUGGAGGACUGGAGAGUCCUUCCCAAGUGCAGUUCAAAAAUCUCCAGUACAGUCUAUGACUCAGCUGAAACCCUUGUCAAUGCGUCCACAUCGUCUGUGUCCAAUGACUGGAAAAUCGGCCUUGACAUCCCUGUGCCUAGUUCUGCCACUCUUGGGGUUGGCUUUGGAGGUUCCCACUCCAGAGAAUCUACCUUUGCCAUGGAGAAGUCCAAAAGAGACCACUACACCUUCAUGAGGCACUCAGUCCACUGUAGCUUCUACCGGUGAGUACGCAGUCAGAUUUUUUAACCAUCCUGUCACAAACUCCACAUGCCUCUGUGUGCCUCACUGAGAGAUGUUAAUAUAAGGCUGUGAUAGACUGAGACUAAUGUUGCAUUUCUCAUGCUUCGUAGAUACAGAAUGAAAACCAAUCCGUCUUUGAGUCCUGACUUUCAAUCAGCAGUGAGCUCCCUUCCUCCAUAUUCAUCCAAAACAGCCCUGACGUAUCGCAGAGCCAUCGACACCUAUGGUACACAUUACAUCACACAGGUGUAUCUGGGAGGGGAAAUAAAAGCAACCACUUCAGUCAGGACCUGCGAGUCAUCCAUUAAUGGACUUUCCACAACCGAAGUCAGUGACUGUUUGUCAGUUGAGGCCUCAGCCAGCUUUGUGAGCACUGCCAGCAUCAAGGCUAUGACCAAGCACUGUGAUGCAAAAAAGAAGAAGUUAGGCCAUGGUCAGAGUUUUAGCAGUACAUUUAGUGAGCGCAGCACUGAGGUCACUGGAGGAGAUAUUACUGAAGCUAAUGUCCUCUUUGAAGGGCAGGCCAACCCUACUGUCUAUAACAACUGGCUCCGUUCACUGAAAUACACACCUGAUGUGAUUCAAUACAAAAUCCAGCCCCUCCACACCAUCCUGCCAACAAGUCAUCCUGCCAGGGCCGGACUCAAGCGAGAGGUGGAGCAGUACAUCAAGAGAAAUGCAGUGCUGAAAAAAUGCUCAGAAACCUGUAAGAUCGGACACCAAUCUGCCAAAAGGGAUCCUUGUGCUUGUGUUUGCAACAGUAAUCAGCACAUCAAUGCCAACUGCUGUCCUACAGGAAAAGGUCUGGCCACACUGAAAGUGUUUGGGCUCUAUGCACGAGGUUUGUAUGGUGAUAAGUGGACCAAGACAGAUGGUUCAGUGGAGGUGAAGUAUGACCAUCAGAUCAAGCGUACUGUCAUCAUCAGUAACAACGACAACCCAAAAUGGCCGGAGAAGUUUCUAUUUGGACAAAUCACCAUCAACAUGAAAAACAGACUGACGUUCAGUGUGUAUGAUGAAGACUCUAGUUGGAACAGUGAUCUUCUUGGCACAUGUUCGUUUAUUCUGCGUAGUGGAAGAGUACGUGACUCUUGUAUGUUCAAUCACGGUACCUUCUUCUUCUCCUACAUAGUGGAGUGUGCAGUUGGUCUUGGUGGUGACCAGUGUCAGGAGUACAAGCCCGCCCCUAUGAGUGAAUCUCUGGCCAAGGUUUUCUACACCAGAAACGGGGUCCUUAGUGGAGAGGUGGGAAUGAAAAUGGAGGCCAGUGAAUCAGUCAUUCAGGUUGAGGUCAACCGCUGAUGUGACAACAUCUGAUGGUUAACAAGGGUUAAGAUCAGAACUUGAUUUCAUAAUGAUCUCACUUAUAGUAGAACAUCUUUGAUCUAUAACUUCUUUCUUUAUUCUAUUACUCCUGUCUCAAGUUUCCAAUAUUAUUACAAGUUUUUUCAACUUCUCAAGCAGUGAGCUGUAAUGUUUGUCCUCAUCCUUGCUUUUCUGCUUCUGUCCUGUUAGUAACAAAUCUGGCAAAUAAAGCAUCAACAAAGACAAAA